Molecule: messenger RNA, 672 nt
Organism: Pecten maximus
Lineage: Eukaryota; Metazoa; Mollusca; Bivalvia; Pectinida; Pectinidae
Product: proteasome maturation protein-like
Exons: 6
Coding region: 79-561 (160 amino acids)
Biological process (GO): proteasome assembly
Cellular component (GO): cytoplasm; nucleus
Source: RefSeq, a predicted model, not a curated record
UAUAAGUGGUCAAAUCUGUUAGAAGAACAAGAAGGUAAAAAUAUCAAGGGAAUCCCCCUACGUCAUUCAUUAUUCCGGAUGUGUUUCCAGUCGUCUCUGCGCAAGACCGGACAUACAAAGAAAGUCAUGGCGAACACACAUAUUUCAUAUCCUGCUGUCCGCCCAAAACCAGAUGGGUCACAGAAAGUGGAAAUUCCAGUGGGGAAUUAUGGUGUCCCUGAAAUGAUGACACAUGGAUUGGACAAAAAUGAGGCCAUCAGCAAACCGGUGCACGAAUUAGAACUGUCGGAGAAACAGUGGAAUGAGAACAAAAUGAAGAUGGAUUUUGCCAUGCUACGGAAAACAGAAGGCAUUCAUGCCCCUCUAAAACUACAGAUGGAAUUUGGAGUAGCCAAAAGGAAUUUACGACUACCGGGUCUACACAGCUCGGGUCUUAUGAUGGAUAUAUUAACUGGCAGGGAUGAGAUGAUUGAUUUUGAUGAUAUCCUUAACAAUCCAUACGAGUCGGAAACCAUUGUUGAUCACCAUGGCCUGAUGGAGAAGAGGCUGAACAUACUAUAGUGCCACCUGGUGGUGGAUUAUUUAAUAGACUCGCAUCUCAUUGUCUGGACUCCUCAUCGUCUUCAGUGCUAUUCACUUUGUGUCAGAAUUAAAUUCACAUUUACCAUACCA